AUGAGGACCCUUGCCCUCCUCUCUUCCCUUCUCCUCUUGGCCCUCCAUGCCCAGGCUCAGCCCCUGGGAGAGAAAGAUGACCACGUUCCUGCCCAGGACCAGCCUGGGGCCGACGUCCAGGGAAUGACCAUCUCCUUUGAGGGGGAUGAGCGUUCCACUCGAGAUGCUUCAGGCUCUAAGGCAACACUUGUCUGCCACUGCAGUCGCACCUUCUGCCAAAAUUCUUAUCAGGAACUUGGUACCUGUACUGGGAUCCCUUCUGGCACCCUCUACAGGCUUUGCUGUCGUCGUGGCUGAGCUUUGUGGAUUGAGACCCAAAGCAUCAAAGGAUUCCAUUUCAAGACCUGGAAAGGGGUUCACUCUUUGUACCUUCUGCUUUUUCUUAAUUCUCUCUCCAAAAUAAACUUCAAGCAUUGAA
Equus caballus (horse) is the source of this 418-nucleotide messenger RNA. It is a transcript of the gene DEFA11, whose product is annotated as Paneth cell-specific alpha-defensin 11. Gene Ontology annotation, biological process: antibacterial humoral response; innate immune response in mucosa; defense response to Gram-positive bacterium. NCBI's taxonomy places the organism in Eukaryota, Metazoa, Chordata, Mammalia, Perissodactyla, Equidae. Gene Ontology annotation, cellular component: extracellular matrix. The record is from RefSeq and is marked provisional.